This is a messenger RNA of Ipomoea nil (Japanese morning glory), 2696 nucleotides long. RefSeq names its product J domain-containing protein required for chloroplast accumulation response 1. The coding region runs from base 344 to 2392 and encodes 682 amino acids. Lineage: Eukaryota; Viridiplantae; Streptophyta; Magnoliopsida; Solanales; Convolvulaceae. Gene Ontology annotation, cellular component: vesicle; cytoplasm; intracellular membrane-bounded organelle. Gene Ontology annotation, biological process: clathrin-dependent endocytosis; clathrin coat disassembly. Gene Ontology annotation, molecular function: clathrin binding. The transcript has 8 exons. The record is from RefSeq and is a predicted model, not a curated record.
UUGUGGCUCAGUUUCACCAUAACUAACCUCUGCUGUCUAUUCCAAUACGCCCCCAAUCUUUGUCCAAAUCUCCCCACUGUUCAACCUUAUUCAUGCAAUUAACUUGAGCCACUAAUUUAUUUCCAGAAAAAGAAUUUCAAGAAUCUGAAAAUGGACUGCAAAUCCAAGAGCCUCAGAACUCAAAGGUGCACACAGUUUGUGCAGCACUCAUUAAUGUCUUCCAUGCUCCUCCUCCUCUUCAAUGAGAAAGCUCCUCCUCUCAUCUCAGAUUCUCUAGUAGUGUUUCCCGCCAAAUAUUGGUUUUGAACUGUGCUUUUAAUGCUUGCUGUGAGCCAUCACCACCAUGGAGAGGCUUUUGCAGGGUUCAUUUGAGACCACACGUGCAGACAACAUGGAUAUGGAUUUCAAUGAUGUCUUUGGGGGGCCUCCUAGGAGGUUCUCAAUCCAGGAAGUGAGGAAGAGGAACAGUUUCAAUGAUCAGAUGGAGUCCGAGGAGGAUUCAGAAGCUGUCGUCCCGCGCAGUUCUUGGUCUGGAUUAACCGAGAAACCGGUUUUCGGGGCAGAUAGAAGAUGCAGCCAGCAGGGCAAUGAGUUUUAUGAUGAUAUAUUUGGAGGUGAUGAGGCUUACAGUUCACCAAGGAGGAUGGAAAUGGAGGCUUAUGGUUCCAGAGUUUUAAGCCCUGCUUGGCCUUUGCCCCCAAAGGCUGAACCUUUUUCCACUUCUCUCCCAGCUCAAUUCAGUCUUCCUGCUAAGGUGACAAAAGCGACGGAAUAUCCUACAUUUGGUUCUGGCAAUCGUAGUCCAUACCAUAAUAGCAAGGAUGGCGGGUCGAAUGGCUCCCUCUCUAGAUUUUCAAGCCAAUCGAGGCAGCGAGAGAAUGGGAGUCAGAUGAUUUUCAGGCAAAGAUCUUUAUCCCGCGAAGCAUCUCUCAGUGGUGAUGAAAGAUCUUCUGGUGAGAAAGAUUCAGAAGAAGCCCAGUUUCACUUCUCUAUAUACAAGUGGGCAGGCAAAGGAGUGCCAUUGCUCAUCCCUCUUAUGAGAGGAAAGAACAGUAAUAAACCAAAGGAGAAUAAUAGCAGACUUGAAAGAUGUCUGAGCUCCAAUGCAAGAGUUCAGUGUGAUGAACCCGAUGGAAAGCUCAACGUAUCAAUUGCAAGUAAGAAGCAAGAGAAACGGAAUGAAAAUGAUUAUAAGGAACCCGAUUUUGUUGCCACUGAAGCAGUUCCAGAGUUGAAAAACCUUAACAAUGCAAAAAAUAAGGUUGUUCCUGAAGGGCCUAAGUCAGGUUCCAAAUUAGAAGGCGAAGAAGAAACUCGUUCUAAGAUCAAGGCAGAGUUUAGAAAUGGCAUACAGAAUGAAGGUUUAAGGAAAAAAGAAACAGAAUCCAAACCUCAAUCUAUGUUGCCACAUGAUGUUCACCAAGGCCAAGGUUCAUUGUUUGCAGGAAAUGGUGAGACAAACCAGGUAGCCAGAGAGAAGAACGCCCGAGCAGAUGAUUCAAAUGCUCGUUUCAAUGAAACGAUGAAGAAAAGGGAAGUUGAGGCUAAAAUGAAUGGGAAGAAGAGUGGAAUAACUAAAAAUAGAGUAGAGGUCCAAGAUAUGCCUUCAAAUCCAGAAGAAAAGUCCACUAAAGUUGGAGUGAAGGGAAAGGUUCAAGAAUUUGUUAAGAUCUUCAACAAACAAGAAGCUACUCCAGUCUCCAAAGGGGAAACUCGAAGCCAAAGCUCGAGAUGGAGAGGAGGCAACUUCAAUGCAGUGGAAAAAGAAACGGGUGACAGUACAAGACAGACGAACGAGGAAGUGCAAAUUCCUAGUAUGAAUAAAACAGCAGCAGAUGCUUUUCAAAGGGUGGAGCAAAUCCUUAACACGAAGGAGAAAACAAAUAAACAUUCUUAUAAGAAACCCUCGAUUCAUCAAACUACCACUCAUCCUGCUGAUCAGAACAAUGCUUCAUCAUUUUCUGAACCUAUUCGAAACGGUCUGAGGCGUUCAGUAGGAAGUGCAGAUGAUCUCUUCCAUGGAAGCUUUGUGGUAGAAGAGUUAUAUGAAGAUGAGAGCAAACCAUUACAGAAGAGUGGUGAAUCUCACGACAUGAAAGCUUCAGAUGCAAAGAUUCAGCAGUGGUCACAGGGGAGGAAAGGAAAUAUUCGGUCACUGCUUUCGACCUUACAAUUAGUUCUUUGGCCCGAGAGCGGAUGGAAGCCCGUGCCUCUGGUGGAUUUGAUAGAAGGAAAUGCAGUAAAGAGAGCUUAUCAGAAAGCCUUGCUGUAUUUGCAUCCAGAUAAGCUCCAACAAAAAGGCGCCGCUUCUCAUCAAAAAUACAUUGCAGAGAAAGUCUUUGCCAUUCUGCAGGAAGCAUGGGAUCAUUUCAAUUCGCUUGGUGGGAUCUGAUCAGAAUUCAGAAGCGAAGCACACAAAAAAUGGAAUCUCAUAUAUUGCCAUGUUACAGUGAUAGAUACACUUCAAAGUUCAAACUUCAAUUCAGACAACCACACAGAAAUAAUCCCUCUGAUCUUAUUCUUUUUUUCCCUGUAAAAAUUUUAUGUUUUAUCGACGUGUAUGUUGAUGAGUUCUUUUGAGAUUACACAAUACAUACAUGAUACCUAUAUGCAGCAGGCUUGCUAGCUGUGCUGGAAGCCAUUAUUAAACCAAGAAAUUAAGGUAUCCAAGGCAAUAAAGUAGCUGUUCUUAUUCA